This is a messenger RNA of Funneliformis caledonium, 1377 nucleotides long. The record is from the annotation of a GenBank genome assembly. Lineage: Eukaryota; Fungi; Glomeromycota; Glomeromycetes; Glomerales; Glomeraceae.
AUGAUUCCGCCUCCUAUUCAACGUGGUAUGAUAGUACUCAACCGAGAACUAUUUCGACACGAAGUUAGCGUUGUUGGAAUACGCGUUCCUACAAGCUCAACAGCAAAGUUCUUGAAAGUUUUAAAUAAAGAAUUAUUCAAUCAACCAAAGCUAAGAAAUGUUGUGGAUGAUCCUGGAUCCAAUUUGUCAAAAAUUAUUUUAAUGAACCUAAACGUCCAAAGCUUAGAUCUUGAUAAUGUACCAAAUGAAAUGAAAGAUUUUAUCAAUAAAGAAGGACUCGGUGUCGUAAGGCAUUUAGUCGAAUUAAAAUAUGACUAUUGGGGAGUUGAUGAUAUACUCAAAGCUAUAUUACCUGAGAACUCUGAAUCUCCAUCAUCUUUUACACAAGUUGGACAUAUUGCUCAUAUGAAUUUACGAGAAGAAUUCCUUCCUUGGAAAUUUCUUAUAGGCCAAGUCAUUCUUGAUAAAAAUCCAAAAAUCAUGACAGUUGUGAACAAAACCGAUAUGAUUGAUUCAACAUAUCGAUUUUUUCAAAUGGAACUUUUGGCCGGAAAAAAUAAUAUGAUCGCUGAAGUGAAAGAAAGUAAUUGUAGAUUUCGAUUUGAUUUCUCACAAGUAUAUUGGAAUUCACGAUUACAUACUGAACACGAUCGGUUAGUAAAGAUGUUUCAAAAAGGAGAUUAUAUAUGCGAUGUUUUUGCUGGUGUGGGACCUUUUGCAAUCCCAGCUGCAAAAAAAGGAUGCAUUGUUUACGCGAACGAUUUGAAUCCCGUGUCAUAUAAAUAUCUUCAGGAGAAUAUUUCAUUAAAUAAAGUAAACAGUAAAAUUUAUCCAUAUAACCUUGAUGGUUAUGAUUUUAUAAAAAAAGCCGUACAAGAUUUGGAAAAAAGUCUAACCGUUGUAGUAGAUAAAACCACAUCAUCUAAAUCAGUAGCAAAUCAAUCCCCUGAAUUUCGAACAUUUAAUCAUUUUAUCAUGAAUUUACCUGCAACAGCUAUAGAGUUUCUAGAUGCUUUCAAAGGACUUUAUAAAGAUAAAGAAUCUUUUAUAAAAAAUCCUCGCGUAGAUUUACCAAUGAUUCAUUGUCAUUGUUUCUCAAAAAGUGAAUUUCCCGAAACAGAAAUAAUUAAGCGUAUUAAUUCAACAAUAACAUAUCCAAUGCAAGCAGAUAAAUUUAAGGUUCAUUUUGUUAGAAAGGUUGCACCAAAUAAAGAUAUGUUUUGUGUUAGCUUCAGGUUAAGUCAAGAAGUCGCAUUUGCUAUCGAGAGCACCAAAAAUAAAAGUGAUUUGGAUGAAGUUGAUACUUUAUCACAUCAAGCAAAUUUUGAGAAAUCUAACGAGCAGAAGUUGGUAUCCAAAAGAAGAAAAGUAGAAUGA